GUGCAUUAUAUUUAUAUGUGCAUCUCAGCGGUGCUGAUCUGCUGCGCCCACAUUUCGUCGUCGGAAUCUCCCGUGCGCUCUUGCCCGAAGUACGGCAACUCAAGCAGCAGCGUGAAGGAGCCUGACUACUCGGUGUUAUAUCGCUACCUGACGGGCACAGGAGCCCACAGCUUCAGGGACUCGGUGACCCUCGGCUUCUUGGGAGCUUACGGACACACGCCGUUCGAUCUGGGCGCUCUGCCCUUGGCGGUGCACAAUGUCAAUCACAACCCUCACCUUCUUCCAGGGCGACGCCUGCAGUACCUCGCGGCUGACAUCGGCACUCAUCCCAGUCGUCAAUCGUCCCUGGCGACUUUGGCGAUUCGAGUCAUGACGGAGAUGAGAGACAACGGCACGGUGGCCUUCAUUGGGCCUGACGACACCUGCCGCUCGGAGGCCCUGGUGGCUGCCGCUUGGAACCUCCCCAUGAUAUCAUAUAAGUGUGCGGACAUCCACGUGUCCGACAAGAGGGUGUACUAUACGUUUGCUCGCACCCUGCCACCGUCCUCGAAAGUUUCAAAGUCCGUAGUAGCGUUGCUGCUGUACUUCAAAUGGACCAAGUUUAUCAUCGUGGCGGGGAAACGACCAGCUUGGGGCGGCGAAGUGCAAGAGGCUGUCAAGGAUCUAGCCAGUGUGUACAACUUGAACAUCACAGAUAUCUACCAUUUCUCUGAAACAGACUAUGUUUCCACAGAGCAACAUAUCUUAGAGAUGGAAGAUAUUGUAACAAAGACGUACCAGAGAACUCGGGUGUACGUAUUUGUGGGAGAACACAUUGCAUUGGUGGACUUUGUAUAUUGCCUUCAAAGACUCCAUCUACUGGACAAAGGAGAAUACAUCAUAAUUUCUGUGGACGAUGAGAUUUAUGACCCUGACCAUCGACUCAACAUCGUUCAACGGGAGUACCUGGAUCCUUACUUGUAUAAUCGGAACUUCAGUCGGAAGAUCAUUCUAGGCUUCCGGUCAGUGCUUAAGCUGACGCCUUCUCAUCCUCGGAAUCCAAAGUACAAGGAGUUAUGUGAGCAGAUCAAGAACUUUUCUCUGAAACCACCCUUCUGUGUACCAUACCAUGAGAAGAUAUAUGACAGUAUCUCCGUGCCGAUAGAUGCGGCCCACCUGUACGACGCCGUCAUGAUCUAUGCACGAGCUCUGACCGAGGUGUUCCAAAAUGGUGAAGAUCCACGUAAUGGUUCAGCUGUGCUUCAGAAGAUUCGCAACCGUUCUUAUCACUCUGUACAGGGCUAUGAUGUGUUUAUUGAUGGAAAUGGAGAUGCUGAGGGAAACUAUACUGUGGUGGCACUAUUAGAUGAUGAAACUGUAAAUGGAAGCUUGCGAAUGAGCAUGCAGACUGUUGGCUAUUUUCAGUACACUCCAAAUGCCAGCAGCAACCCACAUGAACUGCCUGAAUUCAAAUACUUUGAUGAACAUAGAAAAAUUCAGUGGGUUGGUGGUGUUCAGCCCCAGGCUGAGCCACCCUGUGGAUUCCAAGGAGAGAAAUGUAUCUACAAACCAGACUGGAGGGUGAUUGUGACAUUAUCUGUCCUCUUCUCCCUGCUGCUUGUUGGGGGCAUCUUUGCUUUUAAGCAUUAUCGCUAUGAGCAGAAAUUGGCAUGUCUGCUAUGGAAGAUAGACAUGCGAGACGUCACCGUCAUCCCGACAGAGACUGCCGAAGCCACAAACAAGAGUAUGAUUCAAGUGUGUCGGCAGAGCGCGUUCCAAUGCGGCGCAGCUGUAGGAGGCAGCAUUGUAGUGGAACAGCCUGAAUUGAGCCACAAGAGGGCUUAUACACGCAUAGGCCUAUAUCGUGGAAACAUCGUGGCUAUUAAACUUGUUUAUAAAAGAAGCAUUGAUAUUACAAGGAAUAUUCGCAAGGAACUGAAACAGAUCCGCGAAGUUCGACACGAUAACCUGAUUCCUUUCAUUGGGGCUUGUGUGGAUCAUGGGAAUCUGUGUGUGUUAACAGCUUACUGUGCAAGGGGAAGCCUGGAAGAUGUUUUGGCUAACAAAGACUUACAUCUUGACAACAUGUUUGUGUCUUCUCUAGUAUCAGAUAUCCUUAAGGGAAUGAUCUACCUACAUGAUAGUGAGAUCAUGUCCCACGGCAACUUACGCUCAAGCAACUGUCUUGUGGAUUCACGCUGGGUCCUUCAGAUUACAGACUUUGGUCUCCAUGAGUUCAAAGCAGGUCAAGAGGAGCCAGAUCACAAGCAGAAGGAACUGCGGCGCCACCUGUGGCAAGCACCCGAACUUCUGCGAAGUCCAAACCCUCCACCACAAGGAACUCAAAAGGGGGAUGUUUACUCAUUUGCUAUAGUCCUGUAUGAGAUCAUGGGGCGAGCUGGUCCUUGGGGCCAAGUUGACAUGAAAUAUGACGAAAUCGUGGAGAGGGUACGUAACCCAGCGGAGGGUCACAUUUUCCGACCACCGACCGAACGUCUCGGAAUAGCAGACUACGUCUCACGCUGCAUGCAGAACUGUUGGGAUGAAGAUCCAGAACAGAGACCUGACAUCCGCUACGUCCGGGCGAAGCUGAAAGAGAUGCAGGCCGGACUGAAGUCGAACAUCUUCGACAAUAUGCUGGCCAUCAUGGAGAAGUAUGCUUACAACCUAGAGGGGUUGGUGCAGGAGCGUACCAAUCAGCUUGUUGAGGAGAAGAAGAAGACAGAAGCUCUUCUGCAUCGCAUGCUGCCAAAGACUGUGGCAGAGGCAUUGAAGAGAGGAGAUCCAGUAGAAGCAGAGAGCUUUGACUGUGUUACUAUUUAUUUCAGUGAUAUUGUGGGGUUUACUGAACUGUCAGCUGUCAGCACACCACUGCAGGUCGUGGACCUGCUGAAUGACCUUUACACUUGCUGUGACUCCAUCAUCUCAAACUACGACGUCUACAAAGUCGAGACGAUCGGAGACGCUUACAUGGUCGUGAGUGGUCUGCCAGUACGAAAUGAUGACAGACAUGCUGGAGAGAUUGCAUCCAUGGCCCUUCAUCUUCUUAAAAAAAUAAAACGUUUUGAAAUCAGACACCGGACAGGAGAACAGCUGCGCCUCCGCGUCGGUAUUCAUUCCGGCCAGUGUGUUGCGGGUGUGGUGGGACUCAAGAUGCCCCGCUAUUGCCUGUUCGGUGACACAGUCAAUACUGCAAGUCGUAUGGAGUCGUCAGGUGAAGCAUUUCGCAUCCACAUCUCUGAGGCAACUCAUAUUUUGCUGGAUCGUCUAGGGGGUUACUAUUGCGAGGAAAGAGGGCUGACACAAAUCAAGGGAAAGGGAGAGAUGCAGACAUACUGGUUGGUGGGAGAAGACCCCGCACAUCGGCUGGCUAGAAUCGGUGGGGAGACGAUCGGCUCGGCAGGGAUUUUCAGUUCUGACCGGUCGAACGGGCUUGAGACACCGGAUCUGUUAAGGCACCCUACGAGCACCAACAUUCUGUCCGAUGAAGAUUCUCCAUCUGACAGUAAAGUCGAGAUGUUGCACCAGCUACAUAUGCGAGCCUUCAAGGCAUACACAAAACAACAGGAAAUGUGUCCAGGGAUUACAGCGAGUUGUUCCAGUACGUUACGCAUUCCAUCCCCGGGCCGCGGCGUUGCCGACAGCUGCGCGCGCGGCCAUCACUCUGCUCCCACCAUAACAUUUCAGGAAAGUUCUGCAUCACUUCCAGGAAAUUAUGUCUGACAGCCUGUUACCUGUGCCUGGAGUGAGCUGUUUAUUACAAAGUGAUGUUACUCGUCUGAUAAUUUGAUUGCUGACUGAAUUUUACGAUGACUUCAGAAUACUAAGAUAAAAGUUAUCUGGGUCUAUUUAA
Messenger RNA from Zootermopsis nevadensis, 3832 nucleotides. NCBI's taxonomy places the organism in Eukaryota, Metazoa, Arthropoda, Insecta, Blattodea, Termopsidae. The record is from RefSeq and is a predicted model, not a curated record.